AUGAGCAAAAAAUCAGAAGACACAUCUUCUGUUAGCCCUAUGGCUACUGGUGUGGAUCCAAGUAUUCGGGCCAUACUAGACGCUAUGCAGAAGCAGAACGAAAUCAAGUUAAGAAAACUGUUAAAGGAGACUAUUAAAGCAGCGACUAGUCGGAGUUAUCAGGGGGCGCAUGAUCCAAAAUUAAAUAAUAAAAUAAAAGGUUUUGUUACUGAAAAGUUAGAGAGAUUUCAUGACAACAAAAGCAUUGCCUGUGCAGAGUGCAGUGUAUCAAUGUGCACUAAAAAUGCAAGCAACGUGACGAUUACUUUUAGAACACCACAAGCACCACGAAAACACAAUCAAGACCAAACAAGAUCAAGUUCAAAAGUGAAGUUACGUGAGCUUAUUACUGCUAACGACCAAAAAUUGAAUUACGAUCCCGAGCAUCAACUCGCUGAUCUUCAAGUAGAAUGUUCCGACAAAGACAGGACGACACAAGAGUUCGAGAAGCACAUAGAGGACAUGAAGGAGGAAGAAGAAUUAGGUGAUAUAAUAAAACUUCAUGAUGAAGAAAAAUAUAAACUGAUACAGCAUUGGUGUUCUGUAGAAUGUCAAACUGUCAUAAAGGGUUACAUUGAUGGAAAAGUGCAUAAGGAAAGUAGUGAGACAGAGAGCAUAAAGAACGCUGCGAUUAAUGAAGUAGAACAAGAAAUAAUAAAUAAGGACCCACAAAUUGAUGAUCAAUGUAAAAAAAAAAAAAAAAAAGAUGAGAAAUUUCAAGAAGAGCAAGCAGAGAAUACAACUGAGAUUGGAGAUCAUUCAAGAUAUGCAGUGAGUGCCCAGCAACAUGAGGAUGAUCUUAAGCAACUGGUUGGAUUUAAGAAGCAAUUGGAGAAGAAAUUAGCUGAUGCUUACGAAGAGGUCGAGGAACAACGUCAGGUUGUUGGACAAUGGAAACGACGCGUGCAAAGUCUGAAUGGCGAGAUGCACGACUUGAGACUACUGUUGGAAGAACAAACAGCUAGGAAUAAUCUUCUGGAAAAGAAACAGCGCAAAUUUGAUUCAGAAACUCAGAAUCUAAUGAACGAUCUGCGGCAAGAGAAAGCGCAACGUAAAAGAUUAGCUAGAGAAAAAGAAAUCGCGAUCGCGGAGUAG
Molecule: messenger RNA, 1134 nt
Organism: Bombus huntii
Lineage: Eukaryota; Metazoa; Arthropoda; Insecta; Hymenoptera; Apidae
Product: unconventional myosin-XVIIIa-like
Exons: 5
Coding region: 1-1134 (377 amino acids)
Source: RefSeq, a predicted model, not a curated record